Molecule: messenger RNA, 2502 nt
Organism: Cervus elaphus (red deer)
Lineage: Eukaryota; Metazoa; Chordata; Mammalia; Artiodactyla; Cervidae
Gene: SPRN
Product: shadow of prion protein
Exons: 1
Coding region: 1-432 (143 amino acids)
Biological process (GO): protein import into nucleus
Cellular component (GO): membrane; nucleus
Molecular function (GO): nucleic acid binding
Source: RefSeq, a predicted model, not a curated record
AUGAACUGGGCGGCCGCCGUGUGCUGGGCUCUGCUGCUAGCGGCCACCUUCCUCUGCGACGGCAGUGCAGCCAAGGGUGGCCGCGGUGGGGCCCGUGGCAGCGCCCGAGGUGGGCGCGGGGCCUCGAGGGUGCGUGUGAGGCCAGCGCCCCGCUACGCGGGCUCCUCGAUGCGCGUGGCCGCGGGGGCGGCGGCGGGGGCGGCAGCGGGGGCAGCCGCAGGCCUGGCAGCAGGCUCCAGCUGGAGGAGGGCCACGGGGCCGGCGGAGCUCGGCCCAGAGGAUGCGGAGGACGGGGCACCUGGUGGCAACGGGACGGAGCGAAGCGUCUACAGCUACUGGGCGUGGACCUCGGGCGCGGGGCCCACAGGCCACAGGCACCUCUGCCCGCUGCUGGGUGGAACCCUGGGCGCCCUGCGGCUGCUGCGGCCCUAGGCUGGGCUGGGCGCUUCCGGCCAGAGCUGCCCCCAGCCUGUGCCCUCCUCCCAGGCCCCGCAGCCACCUUAGAGGCUACCCAGCCCUGAUCGCCCCUUCCCUCCCCUGCCCACAGCCAGGAGCCUAGAGCAGCAGCGUCGGCAGCUCUGGCCGGUCUGCCCAGAGCUGCGACACCUCCCGCCCGACCCCCUCCCCACCUCACGCCCUCCCAGGGGGCCGGCGCCCAGCAGCUCCAGAAUACCCUGCCUCCCGGCUGGGGUUAGAGUCCCCCCUGAGCCAGGACAGGAGGUGUCCUGCUGUGCCUGCACUGGUCCACGCUGGCCGGCGCCCACCACUCCACAGGCUGUUCAGGUCACCCCAGCUCCUCUGAGCCCACCCUGGACACUUGAGAGCUGUGGGCGGUGCUGACCACUGGGCAGGGAGGCGGACCCUCAGGCUGGGCUGGUUCUGCCACAGCCGAGGACCUGGUGCCCCCCGUCCCCCCACAGAGGCAGCCCCAGGGACUGAAGGACUUGAGGAAAAGCGCUGAUCACACAUCCAGAAAGGAGAGAGGUACGUCUGUGGAUCUGUGAGCCCAACAUGGCCCGUUCUCUGGACACUCCCAGAACACCCUCACCCAGGGCCUGCCCAGAGCCUUGCCCUGCCUGUGGACCCAGGGGCCACAGCCUUCUCUGGGCAGACAUUGCAAGACCCACUGCUGGGGGAGCCAGGGGAAUACAGCCCACAGCAGCCUCCGAAGACGCAAGGUUUGCCUCCGGCUCCCAACGCCCAGGGUGAGGCAGUCGUGCCUCUCAGGUGCCUUUCCCUCCAGCUGCCGACCUGCUCCACAGGCGUGGGCCCAGCCUGGGCCCAGGCUCGCCCACCCGUCCUCUGGCUAGAGGAGCCCCUGGGCCUCGCAGGAUGGCUCCAGCCUGGCUCCUGGUCGGUCGGGCACUGCUGCAGGUGCCAGAGCCUCGCGAGCCACAGGCCUGCCUCCAGAAUCUGCCCUCGCCUGCCCCACGCCGCGAGGCCUGUGCUCAGCUGACGGAUGCGUGUCCAGACCAGCAUCUCCAGGAGCCCUGCCGCCUCUGCCUUCCCAGCUGGCCCUCGGCUCUGGUUGCAGUCAGGGUCUCAAAUUAUCCACAGGGCCUGGACCAAGCAUUUCUCUCCAAAGACCCAGGCGCCAAGCUACAGGACACAGCUCCCUGGAGCCUCCUGUGUCCACACUGCCAGCAUUCUUGGGUGCGGCGCCCAGAUGCCCUCAUCCUCCCAGACUGAGCUCCAGGCUCCGCAAGACCAGCGGGGGGUGGCUGAGCCCAAGCCAGGGUCGCAGAGGCAAUGUUUGAAAGUCUUAAACAGGAGGGCCCAUCAAGGCAGCUCCUUGGUGACUCAGUUCUCCCUGACGGGCCAGGCUGAGCUGUGCUCAGCCUCAGACACCCAGGACACAGACUCCGGCUGGUCCAGACCCUCUUCUGCCUCUGCAGCGUGCACCGCUAACAAUGGACGUGCUGGAAAUACCACUCAUGUCAAAUGAUUCCACUCCACAACCCAACUUCAGGAGGGUUUGGCAUGUGCAGCCACACAUCCCUGAACACUUCCCACCCAACGGGGCAGGGUUCCAGCAAGAAGCAGGCGGCGCUCAGGGUGGACAGCCUCAGGAGAACUGGUGAGUGUGCUGGGAGGGGGCGCAGCAGGACCUAGAGGGCCGCCUACAGGAAGAGGCUCCGGGAAGGUCGCACCACCACUGGACACAGAAGAGCUGGAGCUGUGACCAGAUGCACGCCCACGCUCAACACCCUUCCCUCCCCGCCCUCUUCCAGAAGUGCAGGCUGUGGUGGUGACCUUCCUGCCCCUCAGGUGUGAGCACAGCUACGCCGGGCACCAUCUCAUUAGCUGGAAGGUGCUCAGAGGCGGCAGGAAGGCCUGAGGUCUCCACUGACCGCCCUGGUUUGUGCACAAGCUGGGCUGUGAGCAGAUCGGCCCUGGGCACCAAGGGGAUGGGGCUGCUGGAUUCUGCCAAGGCUUCUCGGGACCUCCUGUGUGUGCGUGUGUGUGUGCACGCUUCAGUGGUGAAAUAAACUCUGCUGCCAA